Sodiomyces alkalinus F11 is the source of this 3028-nucleotide messenger RNA. Its product is annotated as elongator complex protein. Gene Ontology annotation, cellular component: elongator holoenzyme complex. The transcript has 3 exons. Lineage: Eukaryota; Fungi; Ascomycota; Sordariomycetes; Glomerellales; Plectosphaerellaceae. Bases 222 to 2714 code for a protein of 830 amino acids. Gene Ontology annotation, biological process: tRNA wobble uridine modification; regulation of DNA-templated transcription. The record is from RefSeq and is a predicted model, not a curated record. Gene Ontology annotation, molecular function: sequence-specific DNA binding; protein binding; DNA-binding transcription factor activity.
ACCAAUCAACGAAAGGUCUCCUUUACAGCUUGAGAGUCAUUCGAUCAAGUCUCAUGAAGAAGUACCUCGCCGAGUAAACGCUCUGAUCAGUCACCCACCCUACCCUUCCUUGCCAGUUGAAUGCCAGUUGAGUAGAGAGAGCGACCGAAAUAUUCCAAACUCCCCUAGUGGUCUUGGAAUAUUCCGUAAACCCUCUACGCCCAAUUUUUCUCUAAGCCGCUAUGACCGGUCCCCAGGUCCUCGCUGAGUACCUCUCCACCGGCGCCAACAGGCACACAGCGGUUGCUGAUUGGAGUCAGUCGGGGGCUCUAGCCUUCGGUGCUGAUUCUAACAUUGCCGUGUGGUCUCCCUCGGCGGAGAGCAACAUCGGCAUCACUGCGAUCCUGAGCGGUCACAAGGAUGUGGUGAAGGCCGUUAAGUUUCUCACUACUGGCAGUGAUGACGGCGCUAUCCUACUCAGUGGCUCUGAUGAUCGCACCCUGAAGCUUUGGUCACUGAGCUCCGAUCUGAAAAGGGGUGUGUGCCUCCAGACCGCGAACGAGCACACAUCCCCCAUCAACUGUAUAAGUGUUCUCAGACCUCGAGAUCCAUCUGCCCCGGUGCUUGUGGCUUCCGGUGCGGCAGACGCCACUAUUAAGAUCUGGUCUCUGAGCUCGAAUCAACUACAGCUCCUACAAACAAUCAAGCCGAACCCUAAGUUCCUUCCUCUUGCUCUUGCUCUGACGGCACUGGACAAUGAUGAGGAUGUCUUCGUCUUGGCAGCCGCUGGCACUAGGGAUACCAUUCAGAUUUUCCUGGCCGACGCAGCUGGAAAAGCAACACCCGAGUUCGCCCUGCAGGCGACUUUAACCGGUCAUGAAGGUUGGAUCAGGUCUUUGGACUUCACACGGGAGAGCGGCGACCCCCAGAGCGACCUUCUCCUUGCCUCGGCCAGUCAGGACAAGUACAUCCGCCUAUGGCGCUUUCACCGGGGCAGUGUCCUGCCUGCACUGGCCGCAGAUGCGGACCCGUCGAGCGGCGCAUACCUCCCUGGCAAGUCGCCGUCCAACAAGGCACAUAAAUUGCAUUGCGCCGGCAAAGACUUCUCCGUCACCUUUGAGGCGCUGCUGCUGGGCCACGAGGAUUGGAUAUACAAUGCCAAGUGGUUUAACCAUGGCCCUGGGAAGCUUCAGUUACUCUCCACCUCAGCCGACAACUCACUCGCCAUCUGGGAAGCCGAACCAGCAUCCGGCAUCUGGCUCAGCGUCGUCCGUCUGGGCGAGAUAAGCAGGGAGAAGGGCGCGACCACGGCAACCGGCAGCAUUGGUGGUUUCUGGACUGGCUUGUGGGGGCCAGACGGCAAGUCGGUGGCCUGCCUCGGCCGAACAGGAAGCUGGCGCCGCUGGGUUUACAAUGGCGAACACGACGAGUGGCAGCCUGCCAUUGCCAUAAGCGGUCAUACCAAGCCCGUAACGGGAAUUUCGUGGUCGGGGAACGGAGACUACCUCGUGUCGACGAGCACAGACCAAACUACACGCCUCCACGGGCAGUGGAGAAGGGAACAGCGCCAAACUUGGCACGAGAUGUCGCGGCCGCAGAUCCAUGGCUAUGAUCUGAAUUGCAUCGACACCCUUGGUCCUUCUCAGUUCGUCUCGGGUGCCGACGAGAAGCUGAUGCGGGUCUUUAGCAAACCGAGAGCGGUAGCCAAGAUGCUGAGCAGACUGAGCGGCUCGAGCGACGCCGCCGCCGCCGAGCUACCUGAUGGCGCAAAUAUGCCUGUCCUUGGCCUAUCGAACAAGGCCAUUGAUGCUGUGGAGGACGAUGUCGAAGUCCAGCCUGAUAACCCCCACGAUCGAGACUCGGUUGAUCCGGCAUCUAUCGUGCGAAAGUCGGCGCUGGAAAUCGACCGCCCGCCGUUCGAGGAGAGUCUUUCCCGCCACACACUCUGGCCCGAGAUUGAGAAACUGUACGGCCAUGGAUAUGAGCUCUCAUGCCUGGCGGCGAGCCAUGACGGUAAACUUAUCGCCAGCGCCUGCAAGGCAAGCUCGCUAAACCACGCCGUCAUAAGAAUCUUCGAGACAGAACGCUGGACAGAGGUCAAGCCACCUCUCCAAGCGCACAACCUCACAGUAACACGACUUCGGUUCUCCCCGGAUGAUAAAUAUCUCCUCAGCGUCGGACGGGACCGUCAGUGGGCCGUAUUCGGGCGCGACACCAACGAUCUUCUGAAAUACGAGCUAGUCCAAAGCAAUCCGAAGGGUCACAGUCGGAUGAUAUUGGAUGCGGCGUGGGCCCCUUGCGAGCAAGGUCGCGUCUUUGUGACGGCCGGCCGAGACAAGCGUGUCAAGAUCUGGGGCUCGAGACCAUAUGACGCUGGCGGUAAGGUUAACUUUACGCAACAGGCGGAAAUCACCUGCGACACCCCCGUCACCGCCGUAGAUUUCCUUGGACACUCAGUUCCCCAAGGCGGCGUCGUCCUAGCAUUGGGCACGGAGGCCGGCCGAGUAUCUCUCUAUAGCGUGACGUUUGCUUCUGGAGACACACAGGCUUCCCGAAUCCUCCAACUACCAGAUGAUCUCUGUCUCCCCAAACCGGUCUCGCAACUGGCAUGGCGCCCAAGCCGCGGCGUGGAAGAAAACAACGAGAAACGGACGCAAGAGCUCGCCAUUGCGGGAGAGGAUAGUUCCCUCAGGAUAUACCGUUUCCUUGACUUGGAAACUGUUGGGUCCAGGUGAUGAGCCUACAAGGGGGUCUUUACCCUUGUGAAAGGAUAGGGUAUUAUUAGGAUUAUGUUGGUAUGACUAGAAAGACUCCAGCCGCCUGCCUUUCUUUACGGCAUCGUACCGUGCCAUGAGAGAAGAACCAACCAAAACGCCGCCGCCGCCCGAAGGAUCAUUCCAGGCGGGCUAUGCCGUCCUCGGCUCCAACAACCGGGACUCUAUAUCGUAUUCGUCCAUUCGUACAUCCACCUCGUAUGCAUGUUUCUCUUCCCUCACCAGUGGUAGUGUUUAUGCAGCACCAGUCCUAUCUCUUUGAAGCCCAUGGAGCG